UCAUGUUCAAUCACCCAUGGAAAGCGGGUGUGCUGUAAGAACAAUGUUUGUAUGAAAAGAAGCAGAUAUGAAGAUGAUUCUGGAACGUUACAGUUGGCUCCAGGCAGUGGUCAGAAAGCUAGCAAGCUCCCCCGAUCCGAGGUUGAAAAGAUUAUUUCAGAUAAGGUUGGGACUGCAGUCGAGCAGUCUGACUACAAGAUGAAGAAUCUGAUGGAGAGGAUCAGUGAGGUGAAUGGUGAACCCAGAUAUGAUGCCAGAAUCAAGAGUCUAGAAGCCCAUGUAAAGAAGAUAAAGCGAAGAGGAGAUGCUGUAUUUGCAUAUAUCAGAAAAUGCAGGUCCCUGGGGAUUUCUCAUAGUCGGUUUCUUCCUUCUUUAAGCCCCCCUUCUGGACAGCCACAGCGAUGCAUUUCUCCAGCUGAAUCGCUAAUCAAUACGUCAAGAGGUUCAGUCAAUGGAGGAUCUAUUAGUGACAACGCUUCGGUGUCAUCAGCAGACAAUGAUGGAGAUGUGACACUGAGAAGACCAAAGGAAGGCUUCUGGCAGAGUUUGCGGUCUAAGAAAAAGGUUGUCGACCUUACAGAAGAAGACAAAGGUUCAGCUGCCAGAUUGAAUGAAGAGAGACUGGUUGCCCAGUCACCGGACCAGAAUUUGAAACCCUCCAAAAAGUCAAAACCCUCAAGCACUCCACCACCUAUAGCCAUUAAAGAAGAAAAUCCAAGCAAUACAGAGGAGGACCGUGUCACUUCUGUACAGUUUGAAGAAGAGGACUGGCACUCAAAACUACAUCCGUUUCCAGACACUCCAUUUCCCAAAGAGCUGCCGGUUGCAGCGGCUUCUUAUAACUUGCCCCAGAAACCAGUACUGAAGCUAGCUCGAAUUGGACGUGCGCAAGAAUUGGGCAUCGCGUGGAACGUUGAGCACAAAGAUCCCCACGUGGCUGAGAUGAAUUGCUAUCACAUUUACGUUUCCCAUGAACACAAAAACGGCACGUUCUCUCCAUGGAAGUGUCUUGGCGUGAUCAAAGCCAUGCCUCUUCCUAUGGCCUGCAAAGUGUCUGACUGCAAAGGAGAUAAACGAAUGUGUUUCAUCGUUGUGGGAAAGGAUAUAUUUGGCCGUUUUGGGCCAUACAGUGACAUUCGUACCGUUGCACGGGGACAGAAAUGAUUUCGGCAACACUUCUGGAGUGCGUAGAAUCCAUUGUUCAAGUUUGGAUUGUUCAGCGAGGAUUAAUGUGAAUCUUUAUACUGAAAUAUAGAGUAAAUAUUUAUUUUUUAAAUGUUUGAAUUUCACAAACAAUGUUGCAUUUGGUUAAAAAAAAUAAAGUUAAAGCUGCUA
Danio aesculapii is the source of this 1335-nucleotide messenger RNA. It is a transcript of the gene atf7ip2, whose product is annotated as activating transcription factor 7 interacting protein 2. The record is from RefSeq and is a predicted model, not a curated record. Bases 52 to 1164 code for a protein of 370 amino acids. NCBI's taxonomy places the organism in Eukaryota, Metazoa, Chordata, Actinopteri, Cypriniformes, Danionidae. Gene Ontology annotation, cellular component: nucleus; transcription regulator complex. Gene Ontology annotation, molecular function: protein binding; transcription coregulator activity. The transcript is spliced from 12 exons. Gene Ontology annotation, biological process: regulation of DNA-templated transcription.